Penicillium cosmopolitanum is the source of this 1173-nucleotide messenger RNA. Its product is annotated as sterol desaturase family protein. The record is from RefSeq and is a predicted model, not a curated record. Bases 1 to 1173 code for a protein of 390 amino acids. NCBI's taxonomy places the organism in Eukaryota, Fungi, Ascomycota, Eurotiomycetes, Eurotiales, Aspergillaceae. The transcript has a single exon.
AUGUUCAACUCGAUAUUCUCGCUAUCAUUCCUGAUGGUGUUCCUCCUGCCCUUCAUGUUCAACUGGACCACCAACCUCAGCGCCGCCUUUUUCUGGCUAACAUGGACAACCUUCGUGUUCUCAUUUUCCCCGACUCGAGUUGAGAUACUCGGCACCGUAAUUGUGCGCGUCAUCUUUUUCGCCCUGCCUUCUACCGUCAUGUUCCUCUUCGACAUGUUCAUGCCAGCCGCGGCGUCGGUGUUCAAGAGGAGAGGCGUCGAGGGUCUGCCUGGCGGUAGGAAGACACUCAAUCUCCGACGGAGGGAAUUCAAGGUCGCCGGGUGGUCAUUACUCAAUCUUGCUAUUAGCAUCGUUUUGCAAGGCACGCUAGAGCUAUUCUUCCGCCACACUCUUGGCCGGAAAACUAUGCUCAAGGUUUCAUCAAUUCUGCCUUUCCCGGGAACAUGGGCCAAGCACCUCUUACUUGGGCUAGCUCUUCGUGGGGUAAGUGAAAUUGAAAUUGAAGUUGAAAUUAAAGCAGCAGAAUUCUUCCUCAAGCUUUAUACUGAAAAUCAACCUCAACCCCAAAUCAACCUUACUGAUGUUCCCGCUUCUAUAGCUCCUGUCAUAUCUGCUGCACCGCUUCGCCCUCCACAACGAAAGGUCUCCGUUCAUCUCCUGGAGGCACGGAACCUGGCACCACUGCCUCAGGGUUCCAUACCCGCUCACAGCGCACUACGACCACCCCCUCCCUACCUGAUUCACAAGUUCAUUCCGAUGUAUCUCCCCCCCGCGUUAUUCCGCUUCCACGCACUUGUUUUCUUCGUCUAUCUGGCGAUCAUCUCGAUCGAGGAACUAUUCUCCCAUUGCGGGUAUAGAUUAUUUUACCCGAUUCCUGGGUUGGGGGGCAUUGGUGCUCGCGUCGAGAGGCAUCUCGACGACGACGGUCAUUGUAAUUACUCGCCCUGGGGUUUCUGGGAUCUGCUUGCUGGGACUUAUAACAGUACUGGUGAUGAUGAUGAUGAUGACGAUAAUCAUCAUCACGAUCAUUAUAAUGAGGGUUCUGGGCAUGGGCGCUUGGGCUCGGGUGGUGGUGGGCGUGGUGGUGGUAAGGGUGGAAAGGGCGGUGGUAGUAAAUCGAUGAAAUGGGGCCCUACUGUUAGUACGGGCGGGACUCUGUCGAGAAGGUCAUAG